Molecule: messenger RNA, 1233 nt
Organism: Metarhizium brunneum ARSEF 3297
Lineage: Eukaryota; Fungi; Ascomycota; Sordariomycetes; Hypocreales; Clavicipitaceae
Source: RefSeq, a predicted model, not a curated record
AUGGCAUCCCGGUCCGCGGUAAACACCCGGCACAUCUACAAAGCCCUCACAAGGCCGACAUCCGCGCGGCUCAUCGGCCUUGCCAGAAUCCAAAAUGCAGCCUUGUCGUCCUCUCCGCGGGCCAAAUCGGGCGCGGCCUCAAACCCGGCCAUGGCAUUCCCCUGUCUAGACGCCCUGGAAACCAAGUCUGCCACCUUGCAAGCGAGCCGGUCCUCGUCCGGCCCCGAGCCCAGCUACACGUCUGGACCGACGGAGACGUUCCAUUGCAAAGAUCCGCUGCUCCUCGACUGGGGCGGCAUCCUGCCCGAGUUCACCAUUGCGUACGAGUCGUGGGGCGCCGUCAACGCAGACAAGUCCAACGUCAUCCUGCUUCACACGGGGCUGUCGGCGUCGUCGCACGCCCAUUCCACCGAGGCCAACCCCCAGCCCGGCUGGUGGGAGAAGUUCAUCGGGCCCGGCGCGCCGCUCGACACGAACAAGUACCACGUCAUCUGCACAAACGUCAUCGGCGGGUGCCACGGCUCCACGGGGCCCAGCAGCAUCGACCCGGGCAACGGCGAGCGCUACGCGACGCGGUUCCCGAUCCUGACCAUGCAGGACAUGGUGCGCGCGCAGUUCCGGCUCCUCGACCACCUGGGCGUGGACAGGCUCCACGCGAGCGUGGGCUCGUCCAUGGGCGGCAUGCAGUCGCUCGCGGCGGGCGUGCUGUUCCCCCAGCGCGUCGGCCGCAUCCAUCGCCAUGCGCCACACCCAGCGGCAGGUCCUCAUGAUGGACCCCAACUGGAACCGCGGCUUCUACUACGACGCCGUGCCCCCGCACGCGGGCAUGAAGCUGGCCCGCGAGAGGACCGCCGCCAGGCCCGCCGCGACGGCACCUACGCCGCCGACGACGCCGCGUGCUCGCUGACCCUGCCGCCCCGGCCGUACGAGGAGCAGCCCGCCAGCGAGGUCGACACCUCGGCGCCCCUGGAGCCCGCCUCGUCGAGGCCCCCCGAGGAUCUGGUCCUCGGCCUGGCCGCCCUGAGGGACACGCCGACGCUGGUCCUUGGCGUCGCGAGCGACAUACUGUUUCCGGCGUGGCAGCAGCGCGAGAUUGCGCAGAGCCUGCGCCUAGCUGGGAACAGGGGCGUCACGCACGUCGAGUUGAGUGAGGAGAUGAGUCUCUUUGGACACGAUACCUUCUUGUUGGACCUGGAGCAUGUUGGCGGGAAUGUGAGGAUGUUUUUGAAUUAG